Molecule: messenger RNA, 1710 nt
Organism: Panicum hallii
Lineage: Eukaryota; Viridiplantae; Streptophyta; Magnoliopsida; Poales; Poaceae
Product: acyl transferase 5-like
Exons: 2
Coding region: 148-1431 (427 amino acids)
Source: RefSeq, a predicted model, not a curated record
GGCAGCAGCCGGCAGCAACCUCCACAGCUCCACUCCACUCGUUGCUGGUGGGAAGCUCCGUAGGCACGCUGCACGCGGCAAGGACCAACUCGGUUUACUCGCGCCCACCGCUGACUGCUCCGCUCCGCUCCACCAACCGACGCCGCCAUGUCUGCCGCCGCCGCCCCCACCGUCGCGAAAUCGGCCCCGGAGCUCGUCCCGCCGGCGGGGCCGACGCCGGGCGGCACCCUCCCGCUGUCCUCAAUUGACAAGACCGCGGCGGUGCGCGUCUCGGUCGACUUCGUCCAGGUGUUCCCCCGGGCCGCAGGAGACGUCGGGGACCAGGACGCCGCCGUGGAGGCGAUGCGCGACGGCUUCGCGAGGGCGCUGGUGCCGUACUACCCGGUGGCCGGCCGCAUCGCCGACGUGAGCCCCGGGGAGCCCGUCGUGGACUGCACCGGCCAGGGCGUCUGGUUCGUGGAGGCCGCCGCGAGCUGCGCGCUCGCCGACGUGAACUACCUCGAGCGCCCGCUGCUCAUCCCCAAGGAGGAGCUGCUCCCGCGCCCACCCCCAGAGGAGAAGCUCGAGGAUCUCAUCAUCAUGGCUCAGGUGACCAAGUUCACCUGCGGCGGGUUCGCGGUCGGGAUCUGCUUCAGCCACCUGGUGUUCGACGGGCAGGGCGCGGCGCAGUUCCUCAAGGCGGCGGGCGAGAUGGCGCGGGGGCUGCCGGCGCCGUCGGUGGCGCCGGUCUGGGACCGCGACGCGAUCCCGGACCCGCCCAAGCUGCCGCGCGGCCCCCCGCCGUCGUUCACGGCGUUCAGCUUCGUGACCCAGGUGGUCGAUGUCUCGCCGGAGAGCAUCGCGCGCAUCAAGGAAGAGUUCAGCGCCGCGACGGGGCAGACCUGCUCCACCUUCGACGCCGUCACGGCCGUGGUGUUCAAGUGCCGCGCGCUGGCGGCGGGGCUCCCCGACGACGCCGAGGUCCGGCUCGGCUUCGCCGCCAGCACGCGGCACCUCCUCCAGGGCGUGCUGCCGUCGGUGGAAGGCUACUACGGCAACUGCGUGUACCCCGUGGGCAUCACCCGGACCAGCAAGGCCAUCCGCGAGGCGCCGCUGCUGGAGGUGAUCGGCCUGAUGCGGGGGGCGAAGGAGGCGCUCACCGCGCGGUUCACGGACUGGAUGCACGGCGGCGCCAAGGAAGACCACUACAACGUGCCGCUGGACUACGGCACGGUGACAGUAUCGGACUGGAGCCGCGUCGGGUUCAACGAGGUGGACUAUGGCUUCGGCGAGCCGGGGUACGUGUUCACGCUCAACGACCACGUCAACAUCGUCGCGUCGGUGAUCUACUUCAAGCCGCCGGCGCCCAAGCGCGGCAUCCGGCUCAUGCUCCGCUGCGUUGAGGAGCCGCACGCCGCCGCGUUCGCGGAAGAGCUCGCCAAGUUCGCGUAGGUGGUGGUUCUUGGCUUGGCUUGGCUUGGCUUGGGCCAUGCGUGAUAUUUUUUACAGUACCUAAACUUCACUGCUGUGAGACGGACAUUGCCUCAUUGGCAUUGUUGUGGGCAAAGUGCACAGUGAUUGGAUCGUGCUCCUGACUGGCUUUACUUGGGUAGGCAAAACACCACGAGAGGAGAGUCACUCGUGUGUAUUUUAUUUUUAUGAUCCAUAUAUUAAGUUCUACUUAUCAAACGUGCCUAUAUUUUGGCUAUUAAAAUAGCAUCACGUUCCGUA